AUGAACUUCCUCGCCACCGUCGCUCUCCUAGCCACCGCGGCUGCCGCCGCCCCCGCCGAGAAGCUCUUCAACCUCAAGACCUCCGGCGCCUCUAACAGCACCCACAACGACCUCUACCUCUCCGUCGGCCGUGGUGUCGUCCCCGACCCCCUCAACAGCGAAGCCGUCUUUGCCGGUGCCGCCGCCAACCGCGCCGCUACCUUCUACUUCGCCAACAGCACUAUCUUCUGGAGCGGCUCCACCUCCGCUCCCUACGCCCUGGACCUGAUUAACGUCGAGGGUGUUCGCAAAGAGCGCGCCCAGAUCAGCGUCGACCCCACUCACGGCUCUAAGGGCUUCUCUAUCACCCCCGAGGGUGUGAAGGGACCCAGCGAGACCUGGGAGGGAUGGUUGUGGUGCCCCGUUGACGCCGAGGCUGGUCAAUUCUUCCCCAACCUGCACUUCCUCAGCCCGAGCGUGCAAGAGCCCGCUGUCCCCGCUGGUUGUGAUAAGAUCAACCUGCAGGCUGUGCCUAAGACCUCUGCUUAA
Penicillium brevicompactum is the source of this 528-nucleotide messenger RNA. RefSeq lists its product as uncharacterized. NCBI's taxonomy places the organism in Eukaryota, Fungi, Ascomycota, Eurotiomycetes, Eurotiales, Aspergillaceae. Bases 1 to 528 code for a protein of 175 amino acids. The record is from RefSeq and is a predicted model, not a curated record. The transcript is spliced from 3 exons.